Salvelinus fontinalis (brook trout) is the source of this 4069-nucleotide messenger RNA. RefSeq lists its product as uncharacterized. NCBI's taxonomy places the organism in Eukaryota, Metazoa, Chordata, Actinopteri, Salmoniformes, Salmonidae. The coding region runs from base 505 to 1503 and encodes 332 amino acids. The record is from RefSeq and is a predicted model, not a curated record. The transcript is spliced from 3 exons.
GGGAGCAGAUAUGAAAUUAAUAGAUUAACUGAGUUAUGGCAGUGAAAAUUAUUAAGAUAAUGUUUGCACAAGAUAAAAUCAACAUUGAUUAUAUCCUAUAUUAUAGAAUAACUGAAAAGGAUUAUGAUCAUAUGUUUGCACACCAGAAAAUGUCAGUAUUAAUUAUUAUCAUCCAUGACAGAAUAGAAUCAUUAGGAUGCAUGUCCCUGAUUAUUUGCUCUAUUUAUUUCAGUUGAGUUUGAGGGCCACAUUCCAACAAAGAUUCCUGUUCUACCCCCUUUAACUGAAGUCACAGUGUCAACACUAUUUGAAGAAAUAGAGAACCAGUGGGUGGUCUCUGACUCCUUAGACAUCAGUCUAUCAGAUGAGAAAUCAAUUGCCAAUGAUGUUGAUGAUGAAGAUUAUCAUCCACCUUCAGAGUUGGAUGUUCCAGCACAAGUGGCAGCUGAGCCCGUGGACACAACUACAGAACACGUAUCAAACAAGAAAUCCAAGAUUCCACCAAUGGGUAAGCCAUGUGGUCCCAAAUGCAAGUGGCAAUGUACUCAGAAUAUUUCAGAGGUUAGGCGAAAGGAAAUAUGGGGAAAGUAUUGGGAGAUGAAGAGGACAUGGAUCUUCCACAUGGUGGCACAGCAAUCUAAGAAAAAUGUCACUGUUGGUGCUGACAGUCGACGCAGCAGGUCGUUUCUGUACCAUCUUCCAAACCAGAGCGGUUCUGCACAACAGGUGUGCAAAGUGUUUUUUCUGACAACAUUGGGCUACCACCCCAAAAAUGACAGGUUGAUUGUCACAAUGAUGGGCAAGUCAAUCACCACCAAACUGAUUCCACCAAAGGAUCAGAGGGGAAAGAAAGCUUCAGUGAGCAAAUUGAACAUGAAUCCAAUCCUGCAACACAUUGAGUCCUUCCAUCCCCAAAUCAGCCACUACAGACGAGAGCAUGCCUCACAUCGCCUCUACCUCCCUAGUGACGUCAAUAUUCGGUUCAUGCAUAAUGACUACAAGGAGAAGAACAAAGAUGCCAGCUGCGGUUAUGAAACCUAUCGCAAGGCGGUAAAGGGAAGGAACAUCAGCUUUGUGAAGCUUGGAGAGGAGUGUGAGCUCUCUUUGGUGCAGGGUCAUCAUCUGAAGAUGGAGCACAGGGAGAAUGAGGCCAUGGAAACCCAAGCCUGCCAAGACAACAGCCAUGCAGCACCUGAAUUCACCAUCACCAACCCCGACUGCAUGCAAUGUAGAAAAUAUGAGGAGCAUAAGUCUGCAGGGCAGAGCAGAAGCCAUUACCAGGCUGAUGCACAGAAAGAUUGGCCUGAGGACGGAUCUGUGAGGAGCGUUGAUAUGCAAAAAGUCAUCAUGCUCCCUCGCAUGCCAGGUGUGGAAACAGCAUUGUUCACAAGAAGAAUCGUUGCCUAUCACGAGACAUUUGCCACCAUUGGAAAGAAGUCUCAAAAGAAGAAGAAAACAAUCGCAGUGGUAUGGCAUGAAGGAACAGCUGGUCGGAAUGCAUAGGAGAUUAUUUCAUUUUACGUAACGGCACUGGAGAGUGAGAGAGAUGUCAAGCAUGCAGUGUAUUGGGUGGAUAACUGCACCCCAAAAAAAUACAAAUAAAAUGUUUUUAUUAGCAAUCUCAUGGUCAUUUAAAAAAUAAUUGUAUUACCCUACAUCAUACUUCGAUCAUGUUCCAUCAUUAUAUAUUACAAGACAGGUAAUCGUUUCAUGUAAUUCAAACAAUUUCAGUGCUGCUUUUCACAUAUUCUUAUAACAAGACAUGGGCUACUUGUCAAACACAGCAUGUAAUGUGACUAAUGCAGAACCUACAUCUCUAUGUAAAUGCAACUUGUAUCUCAGUGGAAGACACACAAAGGAUGCAGCUUCAACUCUGUUACACUGUCAGUAGUUACACUGCUCUUGUAUUAAUAGCAUAAAUGAGAAGUAUAGUAAACUAACAAAUGAAAAUGGCAGAUACUGCUCUUUGCUUUGGUAUUACCCUGCAAUUUAUAACAUAUCAUGCCAAGGAAGAAGGCAGUAACUGCCGUUUAAGGGUCAAAGGUCAUGUCAGAGGUCAGGGUCAACAUUAAUAAAAAAUGUACUCAAAGUAAGGCAACAGAUCAUUACAUCGCCAAUGUUCACCCUAGAAUUCAUUUGGCUGGACAAUUAAACAACUUUGAAGCCAUUCUCAGUUCCACUCUAUGAGAAGUUACUGCCUUUUUGCUUGGGAGGGCAGUAAUCAUAUUUCUAUAGCGUUUUUUGUAUCAUUCUUGUUGAAAAUUCUGUUUAUCUGUUAGUGAUUUUUGUAAUUUGAACAUGUUCUGUCUUUUUUGUCUCUUUAGCUAGCAAACGUUAGCUACCAGUACCUAGCUAACGUUAGUGCUAAUGACGUUAACGUUAUUAGUUGUUGCGGCAUCUUUAUUGAAAGUUAGGAAAUUAAGAUUUCAUUGAACCUUCUAGUGGGCUUCGACGUCUGAAGAAGGGAGCAGUACCUUUGCUAUUCCAGUGGAAUAACUACCCUGUCCAAGAGAUUGUCAUGUCACUGAUGGGAAGCAUCAACUGCAUCUGGGCUGUGGCUUGCCUUCUCACAACUACCAGUGUGGGCCUCUUGUGAAGGCAUGGGCCAAGGAGCAAUGAGCUACUACUGCAUUGCAUCUUCCCUUUUUUUGCUGUGACCAUCCACAUUGUUUAACAUCCUGUAGUCCAUUUAUUGAUAAUAAACACCUCUGCUUAUACUCCAAACAAUGUUAUAGAGUUUUUAUUUACAGUGACAAGAGAACAGAAAAAUGUAAGUAUUAUUUAAAAUAUUUUCUUUAUUAAUUGCAGACAGAUUCGUUUUGUUUCCCUUUCAUUAAUUGAAAGACAAAGGAGCCCGCCCCUUGUUAUUUAGUCUUUCCUGCCUAAGAACUUUUGCAUGUAUCAGUCACCCUUCUCUCUAAUUAGUGAGAACACCACUGGGUCUUUGUGUAUUCUCUCACCUGAAGAGACUAUGUGAAGCUCGUCGUCUUCACAGAACACACAUGUGCAGCCUUGAAAGUUGCUCUCUAUUCUGUAGCCAUCCAUAGGCAGUGAAGGGAAUGGUGGUGUCUCCUUAUGGUGAACUAUGUGUCGCGUUGUGAUUAAAGGCUGCUGGUAAGACAGGAGUCUCCCCACCUGUACCUUUCCAAAGUGGGAGUCGACUAAAAGCUUAUCAUGUGAAAUAUAAUGGUACAUUUGUGACGAACUCCAGACCAGCCAUUGCAUUGACAGCCGCUAUUGGGUUAGCUAGCUGGCCUCUGACAUUCAUCCUAGCUUUACUAUCAACUGGCAAGCUUUAUCAGGCAGCUUUAGAUGCAAGGGGAAACCGGAUAUAUUUGCUAGUGAACCAUCUGAUUGGUGAAGUUGAUAUAAAUUCCAUUACUUAGCUAGCGAUCUAGCUAAAUUGAAAGUACUGGGGGAAAGCUAGCUAACUAACUACCACCAUCACUGAAGUGUAGCUAAUGUUAGCUAGGUUUCUAGAAAAUAAAAACUAUAUAUUUGUUAGCUAUAUUUUAAAGACUUGUUACUUUUGAACACUUGUCAAACUACUUCAUUUCACUGCCUGUUUUAUUGAUGAAUUAGUGACUGAAAAGUUGUAAAGAAAAAUGCCCCUCCCAAUUUCACUGCAAAUAGCCUACUAGGCUGUAUUGGUUGGGUAUCAUUUGCCUGGUGGGCACAUUACAUAAGUGUUUAAUUAGCCAAUUUACUGACUGACUGGGCAUAUUGUUUUUCAUGUUUUUGUUAUUGCAUUUCAGGUGGAGCAGGAGUAAGAUCACUAGAAAGCAGCAUGCUGCCAGGCCACCACAGGACCCUAGAGGUCUCUGCAUGCUGUGACAAGGGCCUGGAUGGUGACAUAUGCUUCAAGCUGCCUGACUGAAUACUGGGGCCUUCAGCAGUACCUUCUCUUUGAUUACAGCAAGAGUCUCCUUAUGUCUCGUAGCCAUUUAACAUGUACUUGCCUUUGAUGAGGGGCCAGGAGCUGAUCUAUGCUGUUAUGCCCAUCAAUGGGGCUCUGGAAAAGACCUCACCUCUUGCCUGUUCACCAACGGUCAUCAAUAGAGAGAACAGA